Messenger RNA from Hyaloperonospora brassicae, 1677 nucleotides. The record is from the annotation of a GenBank genome assembly. NCBI's taxonomy places the organism in Eukaryota, Oomycota, Peronosporomycetes, Peronosporales, Peronosporaceae.
AUGAACUCGACUACGGACAUUUCGUCCGCGACGUCUCCACACGCGAGAGGGGACCCACCGAACGACAUUCGCGUUGAAGAGGCCAUUGAUCGCGUCCACCCAUCGUCUUCGCGGAGUCCUCCUCUGGAUGCACGUGACGACCACGAGAACUACGACCUGUUCGGCUGCGGCCUCAGCGGUGAGCAGGUCACUCGAGUCGAGGCAGAAGAAGCUGAGCCCGUGGCCGACACUGCCCCAAUAGAAGAAGGGGGUGCCGGGGAGGUACCCAUGUCAUUCAUCGAGCCAGCGUUCACUGCCCAUAACGACCUCUUUCCGCCACUGACGGACCAACCCGACCAAACACCCGAGAAAUGCAGUCACAGUGGCCAUAACGGUAGUAGUAGCAGCAGUAGUAGUAGUACUGAUGAUCGUACGACUAUGAUUGCUACUGCUGGUGCGACUGAAGGCAGCAACGUGUUGCCACACGAAGCACUUUCCAGUUCGAACCGUAAUGCACUGCAGGUGGCCUCGACUGCCAAUCAACUGACUUCGUCAUUGGCGUACAAGAUGGCAGGCAAUGCCGUGGACAUUGUCGCCGUAAAGAACACAGACGGAACAUAUUUGACAACGUCGUGGCACGUGUCGUUCUCGUGGUCACGCUUUCGAACGAGUUUUGCUGCAGGUGUGGGGGACAAGGUCCGGAUUUUGGUCAAUGGUAAAGAGUUGCCGACUAAAAUGGAGCUGCUCGACCGCGGGAGAUGUACUUUUAUCACGGGGGGCUUGAUGCUUCCACCCGAAGACCUGCUCUUUGCCGACCUGACGGACAAACAGCCAAAUCUGGUGCGGUUUGAGCACGUGCACAAGUAUACAAACACUGUCCGGUACGUGGAUGCAAAGCUGCAUUUGUGGGGACCGAAUGAAUCGGUUGUUGUGGUUGACUUGGACGGCACGCUGACGAUCAGUGACGUGGAAGGACACAUCCGUACGUUGCGCCUCGGCCAGUAUGACUUCCUGCAUGCGGGAGCUUGUGACUUUUUUACAAAGUUGCACGAGCUGGGGAUGCGAAUCGUGUAUCUCACCGCACGCCCACUCGACUGGGCUUCCGCCUCGCGAACACAUUUGGAGAAUGCAGUGCAACAAUCCAUUUCAUUACCGCCGGGGGUCCUCAUUACAAACUCAACUGGCCUCACAGGUGCGCUGUUCACAGAAGUGGUGAAUCGCACACCGCACCUGUUCAAGAUCCAAGUGCUGAACGAGCUGCAGCUCACGCUGAUCCAUGCUGGUCGAAUCAUUGAGCAACCAGUGUUCGUCGCAGGCUUCGGCAACCGACCCACUGACAUUGUGGCGUACGAGGAGGUGGGUAUGGAUCCCAGCCUCAUCUUCAUGCUAGAUCCGUACUCGAACGUCAAGGCCGUGUCCGACCCACGUGUUUACGAAUCGUACAGCGACCCGAACGUGCUGCUGUGGCUGCUGCCCAAGCUGAAGCACCGUGUACCUGUGGAGAAGGUUGGUCGCAUCGACGACUACACAGUGCGUGAGCUCGUGUUAGCUGAUGAUCGUGAACAACUACGCAUGGCUGAGCUGCAGGCGCGUCGUCUGCAGCAAGAAGAGAUCGAGCUAGCCCGUCAGGAGUCCGAAGAAGCCCGAGUGGCUUUGACCAAUUCUUUGCGCGCUAGCAGCAGGAGCCUUUUGCCGUAG